Molecule: messenger RNA, 1691 nt
Organism: Drosophila takahashii
Lineage: Eukaryota; Metazoa; Arthropoda; Insecta; Diptera; Drosophilidae
Product: esterase B1-like
Molecular function (GO): serine hydrolase activity
Source: RefSeq, a predicted model, not a curated record
AUGUCGUUCGAAUAUGGUGAAACUUCCCCGGUGGUGCAGACCACACAUGGAAAAGUGCGGGGAACACUUCUAAAGGGACUCUAUGAUGAUCAAUUUUACGCCUUUGAUGGCAUCCCAUAUGCCGCUCCUCCGCUAGGACCACUGCGCUUCAAAGAGCCAAAUGAUUUUGAGCCAUGGCGAGGUAUUCGAGAUUGUUCAAAGCCGCUAAGCAAGUGCCUGCAAGUGAGCUCACCAUCAAACUUGGUAGAGGGCUCCGAGGAUUGCCUUUACUUGAAUAUAUCAGCAAAAACGCUGCACAGCGAAAGGCCCUUGCCUUUAAUGGUCUAUAUCCAUGGUGGUAUAUUUAUUCGCGGGGAUUCCUCGAGACGAGCCUGGGGUCCGGACUACUUUAUGCGAGAAGAUGUCAUUCACGUGAGCAUCGGGCAUCGUUUGGGACCUUUAGGCUUCCUCAGCUUUGCGGAUCCUUCGCUGAAAAUUCCUGGCAAUGCUGGCCUCAAGGAUAUAAUUAUGGCUCUCCGUUGGAUAAAGGCGAAUGCAGGCAACUUUAAUGGUGACCCCGAAAGAAUCACUUUAUUUGGCCACAGUUCUGGCAGCAUGAUGGUUCAAAUGCUGUUGGCCAGCCCAAGAACCGAAGGACUUUUUCACAAAGCCAUUCUUAUGGCGGGCUUUUCCAUGGAACUGAAUCGUCUCCCCCAUUUGGAAUAUCGCCUGGCGAAACACUUGGGAUACGAGGGAGAGAAUGUAGAUAGCCAGGUUCUGGAGUUCCUCCUGAAGGCAGAUCCGAAACUGCUUGUCUCUGCGGACCUUUUCACUCCCGAAGAGAAGGGUCACGAUCUUAUGUUAUUUAAACCCAGCAUUGAGAGCUAUGCGACCCCUAAUGCUGUUCUCCUGGCGGAUCCCAAAGAACUGCAGCGGAACACCUGGAGCAAUCGCAUUCCUAUCAUUUUGGGAGCCAAUAAAGAUGAGGGACUCCUUUCCGUGGUCGGCUUAAAAACCGAUCCAAAAGUCUUGCAGAAUUUCCAGGAAUAUCCGGAGCGGGUGCUUCCACCUUCCCUUAAGUAUGGCUCCGAUUCAGCCCAGAAACGCGAGAUGGGACUUAAAUUGUUGGAGUACUUCUGCAAGGCGCAUGGUGAACAACUCAAAGUGGAGCACUUCGAUGUCAUAACAGAGAUCUUCACCCACAACACUUUCCAUUCGCUAGACCGAUUGAUCCAAGCCCGAUUGGCAUACUGCCAGGCACCGACUUAUUUUUACCGCUUCGAUUUCGAUUCACCGGACUUCAACUUAUACCGGGUUCGAUUCUUAGGAAAGGAGCAGCGCGGAGUUACUCAUGUGGACGAGCUGGGCUAUAUCUAUGUACUACCGGCCACUUUUAAGUUAGACAAAUCAAGAGCGGAAUUCUCCACGAUUUGGCGAAUGGUAUCAAUGUUUGUGCACUUUGCAGCCACCUCGGAUCCCAACUCUCCGCUUACAAAGCCUCUUGUGGAUUGGAAACCUGUGGGUUCUGGAGCUCGAAAGGUUCUUAGUAUCAGCGAGGAACUGAAGUUCAUUCCUUUUUCCAUGCCAAAACUUAAGUUUCACGAUAAUUUGUUUGACCAGGCUGGAGUAGCUCUGUUUUAGAUGGGAUGACCAAAAGCAAAACCUAAUCUACGCAAAAGUAAAUAAACUUUCGGCUUUUAUAGUUGACGAGA